Molecule: messenger RNA, 1116 nt
Organism: Prorocentrum cordatum
Lineage: Eukaryota; Dinophyceae; Prorocentrales; Prorocentraceae
Source: the annotation of a GenBank genome assembly
GUCGCCAAGGACCGCGCCGACGUUGGGGCGAUCCCCUGCAACGGCACGGUCGAGGCGGAGCUCAAGGUGUCGCCGAAAACCACCGCCAUCGCUUCCAGCCCAGCGGCGGCGCUCGACGCCCACGCCACCCUCAAGCGCGAGGGGAGGGCGGAGGCGAAGGCCACCAAGAGGGCGCUCAAGGCGAAGCGGAGGACAGGCCGCAUCAUCGCCAAGAUCCGCAGGCACGCCUCGCUCGCCGAGAUCGCGAAGGGCCUCUGGACCACGGGCUCCAGACCGCAGGGGGCCUACAGGCCAUCACGCCCCCCCCCCCCCCCGAGCGCCAACGCCCAGCAGCGGCGCCAAGCCGCCCAGGCGAUCGCAGGCAAGGCCCCCGGCAGGUGCCUCACCACCACGCUCGCAGUGCCCCUCGGCGACAAGGACCCUGGCAUCGAGCCCCGUGGGCAGACCAUCCUGGAGUGGCUCUCCUUCAAGUUCGCCGACCCGAACCAUCACAAGCGCGUCACCCACGCCUGGCGGCUCAUCUUCGCGAAGACCAUCGGCUACGGCAACAAGCGCUGGCGCAAGGUGGUCGGCCCCACCUCUGCCGUCCAGGCCAUCCUCGUGGACGCAGGGUGGGACUGCCCGACUCCCCGCGAGUGGCCCCGCCACCCUCGCGAAGGUAAGCAGGCGCAGCAGACGUGGCUCCUUCCUCGCAAGGACUGCGGCGACUGGGAGCAGCGCCGCGAUGAGAUCGACCCUUCGCAAUGGGGCUUCGGGUUCUGCCAGACCACCGAGACUGGCUAUUGGAACGACGCCACAAAGCACCUCGACGGCGAGGGCCUCCAGCGAGGCGGGGCCGAUGUACACGCAGCCACCAAUGUGACGAAUGGGUCCAUGCGCAAGGGCCGGUUCGACCAGCGGGCCCUCAAUAUAUGCGCGGUCGCGGGGGCGCAGUGGCCCAGGAAGAGGCUCACCAGUGCUGGCUACCAGGCAGACACGGCAUGCCCGAGAUGUGGUGCGCCAUCCGAGACCCUGAUGCACGGGGUCUGGCUAUGCCCCUCCAUCCGCGACCGCGAGGAUUACCAGAAAUCUGCCGCGCUCCUCCCCUCUGCCCUCCAUGCUGGCGUCGUGGCCUAG